AAAGAGAUCUGAAGAGAGAGAACAGGACCUAGCUAGACAGAAGCUAGAGAAGAAGAAGAAGAGAAGAGAGGACCCUGAUCGGAAGUCAGCUAGCUAGCUUCUGUCAAAGGGGAGAGAUGAUCAAGGGGGUGAAGCAGCUUGGUAGCCAUGAAGAGCGGUUAACAGACAAGGCGUGCUCACCAAACCCGUUGGAAAGGUCUCAAAUAGACGAAGCGUCAAAUCAAACUUCGGCAAUUUUGAAAGCUCAGAACAAGGUUGAGGAAGAUAAACUCGCAUCGACAAGGGCAGAGAUGGGUGAGGUAAGAGAAGAGAACAAGAGGCUAAAAACAAUGCUGUCACGCAUUGUAGAGGACUACCGAUCUCUUCAAUUGCACUUCCAUGACGUUCUUCAACAAGGACAAGCCAAAAAGCUUGCAGAACCUGCAACCGUUGCGGCCACCGACGUCGAGGAGCCUGAAUUCGUCUCACUGAGCCUCGGCACGAGCACAAGCACGCGCAAGAAGGAAGAGAAUAGUAGUGUCUCUGAAGGCAGAGGGAGAGAAGAUUCCAUGAACACUAGAGAAGGAGGGCUCUCUCUUGGAUUGUCAGACUGCAAAGUUGGGGCAACUAACAAUGCAAAGAUACAGCCGGAGAUGCUGACCUUGAGCCCCGAAGGUAGCUCUGAGGACGCCAAGGACGACGCCAUGGAGGCAGCAGAUCAGCAGUGGCCGCCGAGCAAAACGCUGAAGAACUUGAGGAGCGUCGGCGCCGAAGCCGAGGAUGACAUAGGUCCACUGCAACAGGCCAAGAAGACAAGGGUGUCCGUAAGGGCAAGGUGUGAUGCACCAACGAUGAAUGACGGGUGCCAAUGGAGGAAGUAUGGGCAGAAGAUAGCCAAGGGGAACCCAUGCCCCCGCGCCUACUACCGGUGCACAGUGGCAGCAGGAUGCCCCGUCAGAAAACAGGUGCAGAGGUGCGCGGACGACAUGUCGAUCCUGAUCACCACCUACGAGGGCACGCACAACCACCCGCUCUCCGCCUCCGCCACCGCCAUGGCCUCCACCACCUCUGCCGCGGCGUCCAUGCUCACCUCGGGCUCCUCCACCUCCCUCCGCUUCCCCUCCGCCUCGCCCGCCGCCGCCGGCCUCAGCUUCGGCUUCCCGUCGGCGCACGACGCCGCCGCCUCUAAACACUUCUUCCUCCCGAACGGCGGCGCCGCGUCCAUCACCUCCACCCCGUCCUACCCGACCAUCACCCUCGACCUCACCUCGCCGCCGGCCACCUCGCAGGCCUUCUCGCUGAGCAGCAGGUUCUCGUCGAGCAGCUUCGGGCACGGCGGCGCGAGGUACCCUCCCACCAGCUUCUCCUUCUCCACCUCCGGCCCGAGCGCGCUGUCCGGCGCGGCGUGGCCGGCGACCGGUGGGGCCGGGUACCUGAGCUACGGGUCACCAGCUUCGUCGCUGUUCAACGGCGGUAAGCUCAGCUCGUUCGAAGCUGCGCUGAGCAGCAUCAACGGAAGGCAACAAGGCGGGGAGGUCCCGGCGCUCCACCACCAACAGCAGAAGGCUUCCGCGAGCGGGAGCGCGCCGGCGGGCGUGCUCACCGACACGAUAGCGAAGGCGAUCACGUCGGACCCGGGCUUCCACACGGCGCUGGCGGCCGCCAUCACGUCGUACGUCGGCACGCAGGGCGGCAAAUCGUCGGCGGCGGGAGGCGACGGCGGCAGCCAGCUGCAGGGGCUCAAGUGGGGGCAGCACCUCGGCCUGGGCCCGCCGCCGUCAAGCGCGGGCGCGGCGUGCUCGUCGGCGCUGCUGGCGCGUUCAUCGCCGACGACGGCCGCGGAGGAGCAGGGCUCGAAUGGGCAUCGGUCGUUCUUGCAGCCGUCGCUGGGGCUGUCGUCAGGCUCUCACAGUGCAUCCACCUCUCCUGUGGAGAACAGGGAGCAAUGAUCGCAUCAGCUGGAGAUUCUGAACUUGUUUGAUUCACUUCGUUCAAAUGUUUGUCAAAAUUUGGUUAUUUCAUCGUUUGGUGUAUAUAUCCCGGGGAUAAGUGUGUCAUUUCAGAGGAUAGAUGUCCUGACUCUCACUGUAGGAUAUAAAGAAAUUGUUUUGGUUCACAAGACACAUGUAAAACAGAGAAUUGCAUUUAUGUU
Messenger RNA from Panicum hallii, 2131 nucleotides. RefSeq names its product probable WRKY transcription factor 72. The transcript is spliced from 5 exons. The coding region runs from base 117 to 1928 and encodes 603 amino acids. The record is from RefSeq and is a predicted model, not a curated record. Gene Ontology annotation, biological process: regulation of DNA-templated transcription. Lineage: Eukaryota; Viridiplantae; Streptophyta; Magnoliopsida; Poales; Poaceae. Gene Ontology annotation, molecular function: sequence-specific DNA binding; DNA-binding transcription factor activity.